Messenger RNA from Eruca vesicaria subsp. sativa (arugula), 498 nucleotides. NCBI's taxonomy places the organism in Eukaryota, Viridiplantae, Streptophyta, Magnoliopsida, Brassicales, Brassicaceae. The record is from the annotation of a GenBank genome assembly.
AUGACAGCUAGGCAGAGGUGGACUCCUACGCCACUGCAGCUUCAGAUUCUGGAGCGUUUAUUCGAUCAAGGCAUAGGAACACCGAGCAGGCAAAAGAUCAAAGACAUAACAAAAGAGCUUAGUCAACACGGUCAGAUUGCUGAACAGAACGCCUACAACUGGUUCCAGAACCGGCGUGCUCGUUCCAUGAGGAAGCAGCAUGGUGUUGGUGUUGGUUCUUCUAAUAACAAGAAUGGUGAGUCUGAGGUAGAGACUGAGACACUGAAUGAGAAGAGAAAGAGGCCAGAUGGUCUUCUUGCUCUUCCUGAUGGAAACAACAACAACAAUCUCAUUGGGACAACAACUACUACUAGUCCUAGGCAUGAAGAGCUUUGCUUCCAGUGCCCUGAGAUGAGAUCAAAUCUUCACUUACUAGGAGUCCAUUCAGACCCAAGGGAUGAGCAUCUUGUUGGAAAUCUGGGGUUGUCUGAUAGCUACAACCUUUAUGAUCAUGUUUGA